AAAACAGGCUUUUGGUACCUCUUAGGGGUUCUUUUCAAAUUUUCUUGCGAGCACCCCCGUCCUUUUUACAUGGAGUUCCCCCGGGAGUUCAAAGUGUGUCUAUGUUGUAGGUUGCAUGCCUGUUCUAGGCUGUCGGUCAGUACGAAGAGACGAUCGAAAAAGCAAACGGGCGAAAUGGAAGGGCCGCAUUCCCAGUUAGCUUCCUGGUCCCGCUCAUUCUUGAAUUAUCUCUCUCUCUACACAUGGAGGGAAUGGCGGGAAAGGGCGGGAACCUGAACAGUAAUGCUUCUUAUCCCAGACUCCUCCCAAGCUUACUGUAGCCGCACGUGCUAACAUGGCCAUUAUGUGUUUGAGAGGCUGGAAGGGAGUAUAAUUGAUCCCAGACUCAAAGAAGCUAGUUUUCACAUUAACAGAGUGUCAACUGAAACAACCUUUUUAAGACCAAAGUUGUUUCGGUACAAUAUUUUUUUUCCGGGUUUUGCAAGUUGUGGAAGCAUUGUGAUCAAAUAUGGUUACAGGGUUUACAUGGAACCUUGAAAGUUAAAUGCGUUGAAAGUGUUUGAAAAUUGUACUUGUGUCUGAAAUAUCAGUAAUGUCGACCUCAUGGUUUCCUGGGAUGUCUAGGUCACUUUAAAGCGAAAAUGAAAGAACGAACAAAGAACCGGCAAAAAUAAACUCAACAGCAUCCUUUAGUCACUUUCGUUUGCUUUCAACGGAAAAGCUCCAGUUCAACUCUUGAAUGGGUUUAUAAUUACGCCGGAUUUGCGGAGGCUGUCUUAUCUUCUGUGUCUUAGGUACAGGAAAAGAAAUGUCAUUCUUGAAUUGGUCAGCUUCCAUUAGUACAUGUAUAGGUGAUCGUUUGAAUGCGAGUGCAAUUAAGUCAACGGGUGAUGUUUGGAGAUUCUCUCAAAAUUGCACGGACCUUCAGGCGAGUGCAAUUUGGAAAAAAAAUCAAAUACCACAAGUCAGUGCAUUGCUCGAGCUUUCAUAAGAUUACUUAUUUAUUACACGACUGAGAAAAUUACGGAAAAGCACGCAAUAAAAUGGCUUGCUCUCAGCUAAUCACAAUGAAGUAAAUUCUACAGUCACAUAUAAGAAACUGAAGCUUUUCUUCGCGAUAGAAUCGUGGAAAGUGGAGUACCCGGUGAUCGAACGAGUAUUCAAAUCACACAAAAAAGUAUUCUGUAAUGUAUCGAUCUAAUAGAUACAUCAACAUCCCCCCCCCCCACCCCCCCGCACGGCACACUCCGGGCAGUUGACAAGUUCAUAUGACCCGGAGGCGGGAAUUUGACGCCUGUGGUUGAUAUUGGGAUGGGGUAUUCGACACCAUAUGGGAGGGGUAAAGCAGGAUUUGAAAAAGUUGCAUCGUAAUCAUGAUGAAGCUAGAGGGCAUCAAGAGACAACAACGUUCUUUUCUAGGUUGCGGCUAGCAAAAAACGCCUUGGAAGACUUUGUGUUGGGUUUGAAGGUAAAUAUAAACAUCUUUGCUCGUGAAAAUUUAAUCAAUUUUAUAUUGAAAUGAUAUAUGAACAGUUGGGAUACAAUGGAGGAUCAAAGUUAGUGUUCCAAGGUGAUUUUUUUUCCGUGCUUAAGAAUUCUGAAAACCGAUUCUUCACACGAAUUUCCGAGAACAGUCAAACAAAAACCAGGUUUGCUGAUCAAGCCCUUUCUUUCGCUCAUUAACAGAUUAUGAAGCUUAGCUGGCAUAUCUAAAAAAAGCAACAAUAAAUAAAAAAUUAAACCUACAAUCUACCGCCGACAUCAAGGACUGUGACAAUGGAAAAAAAAAAAUCAAAUGUAGAAAUAUAAUUUAGUUUAAUUUGAAAGUGGGGGCAAUUUCCAUGUAAAUUGGUGACAGAUUUCUCCUGUCCCAACUUGGCCAUUUUUUGCGACUCAUCUGUGUUAAUAAAAAUAUAUCAUCACAUAUUUAUUGUCAAUAAAUGUAUUAUUGAAGGUUCCCGUUUGUUUUAAAUGAUAAUCUUUUUCUGUCAACAUGAACUUCUCCAGCUUUCAACUCGAAUUAGAAAUCAGAAUUGCUUUCAUAGUGGCUGUAUGUUGAAUUUACUUGGCGUUUCUACGCCGACGAAACGCCGGAACUGAAUUAACACAGAACACCUGUCUUCGCUCUAACUGUUCUUCCUGGUAUUCAAAUGAAAUAUAAAGCAAAUCGACUGAUCGCAAAACCUAUUUGUCAAUUUCCUCUUAUAACAAUUCAUAAAUGCACUUUUUGUUUUUUUGUUUCAGACCAUUGGACGAUUCGGUCAAUGCGUUUUCGGUGUACAUCUCUAAUUCAGUUCUCCCCAGUCGAAUUAACAAUUCUGUAAUUAAAAUUUGACAAACGGAGGGAGCAAAGGGCUUCGAUUGCAACAGCUGCCGACUAGAUGUUAAUUCCAUGCAGAUUAACAUUUCACGCAGCGGAGUAUUACUUUUGACUGCGAGCGAUAUUUUUAUCGAGACCAACCGUCCCAAAACUUUAUGUAAGACAAUAUUUACACACACAAGCAAGCUACUUUUUAACAGUUGUCGGCGAUGUCACACGUGUAUUCGAGACAGCAAAUUCGUUCCUCAAGAUCCACGCAGAGUAAAGGAGAACUUUCUUAUCAAAGACAUUUUCCUCAUUUCGACCUGAACAGCCGGGCAGUGAAAUUGCCCCCAAUUAUAAAGAACGAGUUGCUAGUUGGUCGCGUUGGGCAAGGUAACUCACAUUCAGCUACGAGGUCGAAAGAAACUUUAACUGUUUCAUUUCCCAAAAUCUCUGACGCUCUAUCGCAAAACAGUCGGAAUGGGAGUGCAUCACCGCGACACAAGACGGAAAGCAAAAAAGCGCCGGUAAAACAUGUCGAGAAAGCACCGAUUAACUUUCCAAACUCCUACACAGUAUUACCUCCGAUAGGAAAAACAAACUCAUGGAGGGCUCAGAACGGAUAUUCGUCCCCUCAAUUACCUCCGGAAAAUGGCGGAAAAGUCCCGAUAUCGGCCCAAGACCAGAUGAAAAGUCGACGAAGGAUGUCUCCUCAGAGGAAACGCUCAGAUCAUGCAUUGCCGCCGCCUUCACCGACCACCAUAAACAUCCCAGAUCCAGCGAGAAAUAAAGAAAGCUUUUCAACAACCUCGUUCGUUGACAUUUCAAUUGCGGUCGAGAAUCAGAAUGAAACCGAAAAGCAGACUGUGUUCGUGUCCGACACCAGUACAGCAAGUUCAACAUUAGCUGAAGAUGCUAUUGCUGAUAACAAACAACCGAGCCUGUCCAACGAAGACAUUCAAAUGACAGAAUGUGAUACUGUACAUCUGUUAGAGAGGCUUGAACUGACGAAAGAGGCUCAGGAGUUCUUGGAAUGCGACCAAAGUAAGCGCAGGCCAGCGACUUGUAUAGAAAUUGACCCUUCGCUGAAAAAAGCUGUCGAUAUAAUAAGGGAUAAUUUACUGCGUCAGACCAUGGAGGAAUUGUGCAUGAUGUGGUAAAAGAAAUACCGUGAUCGACCAAAAUUAAUUCUCAGUGAUCGCACUGUAGUAGGGACGCUCACUUUGGCACUGAAAAUGUAUUCCUGGGUAACUGCGCCAAAAUACGGCUUCCGUCUACAAAGAGUCGGCUUAAAAUUUCACGUGCGUUUUUUAAAAUGAGGAAAAACUUAAUUUGAGCUCUGUUUGGGUUUAAAAUGUUUACCAGAGAGCGCUCUCACCAUGACCACCUGAAAUGAUUAUCGACUGUAAAUAUAACAUGUAAAAUUGAUAAGAAAAAAGUCGAAAAUUGGAGCGAUAACUGAAGCGCAAAUAAUAAUAAAAUACUUUUAUAAAUAGAAUUACGCUUUUUGGUGUUGAAAGUCCAUAAGAUUGUUUUAGUGUCUGAGUAUACUAUAUUAAAAUCAUUUCGUCUACAGAUCGCUGUCGGCGGCGAUCACUGCUUCGCUCAGUGUUUUUAAGAUAAUGGAGCUGAUUAGAUAAAGCGGAAACAGCAAACGUUGAGUGAAUUUUGCUGAUCAUAAUUUCAAUUUUGAUAAAUUGACCAGUGACAUCUUGAGGGAUCUUACAAUAUCACAUCAUGAAUUAUUCACUGUUUAAUAGGAUUCAAUUGGGUUUACUUCAGGAUUACUGUGAAAAAAGUGAAAACUCUGUCUCAUUAAAAUUAAAAUAUGUUCUAGCAGUACAAUUUUGUAAUACAAAGAAAGAAAAACACAACUCGAAAGGAAAUAUAUAUACAUAUGUAAAAAUAAAAUGAAAACACAAAACAUGCGGAGUAUUACCAUAAUUUUCUGUUCACGCGUCAUUUCACUGCCACUACAUGACGUACGCGUCUGAGCGGCAUAUCAGGCAAUCUCAUAACAUUUUCUCAAGUAUUUGUUAAGAUCUUCAUCGAUGCCAACUCUUAAGUUGCCAUCCGUGCACAUCGACGUUACGUAAUCAGACGAACAGAUCUACACGAGAGCUAAUGCAUCAGUCAAGUCAAGCAGUACCCAUCCACAUCCCCGGCGGGAAUAGCCGAGAAUUUGCUCUCGUCUUGAUCCCGAUUUGAGAUUUUAUUAUUGCCCUGGGGCCGGGCAUUUUCCUACCCCUGGGACAUCCCCAGAACGUUUGGUACCCUUGUGAUCUUGGCCUCGCAUGUGGCGGAGAACGCAAACAUGAUGUUGGUCUCUUAUCAAUUUCAUCUCCUGUGUAUCACAUAUUGAUCAAAUGAAAUAACUCCAUUUCAUCUACGAUUCAUGAAAAUUUUAGCAGUGUCAUGGCCAGGGGAUGGGGCGUUUGCCUUCUUUUUUGUUCUCACCCUGGGUUAGUGGACCCACUUAUUUGUCCCAACCCUGGGGAAUUUACCAUCCUUUUGAAAAAAAAAAAACAAUGCCUGGGGUUGGAUAGGGACGGGAGGGAAUGGGGAUUAAUGGCCUGUUUUGACCACAAGCUGGUGUUGUUCUUGUUGGUCCCGAGUUCAACUCCUCUGUUACUCUUGUAAAUAUCCAACUGGUCUGUCUUGUUUUUGCCUUGUUGUGUCCAUUUCAUUAUGUGCUUCAUCAUUUGUUCCCACUGGCCUCGAAAAACCCAUUGCGGCAGUGGUGAUAUUUACUUAUUUAUCAUGUGUUCUUAUUGUGUUAUGUGACGUCACACUUUUCAGAGUGUUCUUGAGUGUUCAAGUCUGUUCCCUCGACUGAACUGUCGUCAAAAGUUUUAAGUAACGCCGUGUGUGACAUUCUCCAAUAUGAUACCAACAGUCAAGGCCUUCCAAUACAAAGUAGUUAAUUCUAUUCCCUACACUAACAGCAAACUAUGCAAAAUUGGAUUUAGAAUUAAUGAUGCAUGUACUUUUUGUAAUGAUGAACCUGAGACUUUAUAUCACCUUUUCUAUGAAUGCCCUCACUCCAAAACGUUCUGGACUGAUUUCGAAUCGUACUGGUACCAUCUAUUGGAUCAGCCAAUCCAUCUUUCUGCACAAAACGUUUUAUUUGGAGUUUUAUCCAAACAAUGCUCUAUCAAAUUUAUUAAACUAUUUCAUAGUAAUUGGAAAAUUCUUCUUGUGGGACAGGAGAAGAAGCCAAACACUUCCUAAAUUUCAAGGACUGCAAUCGAAACUUAAGAUUAAAUAUGAAACAGUAUGAAAGUGAAAAAACUAUCAAC
This is a messenger RNA of Orbicella faveolata, 5601 nucleotides long. RefSeq lists its product as uncharacterized. Lineage: Eukaryota; Metazoa; Cnidaria; Anthozoa; Scleractinia; Merulinidae. The record is from RefSeq and is a predicted model, not a curated record.